This is a messenger RNA of Protobothrops mucrosquamatus (brown spotted pit viper), 2285 nucleotides long. Its product is annotated as arf-GAP with Rho-GAP domain, ANK repeat and PH domain-containing protein 2-like. Gene Ontology annotation, molecular function: phosphatidylinositol-3,4,5-trisphosphate binding; GTPase activator activity. Gene Ontology annotation, biological process: signal transduction; positive regulation of GTPase activity. NCBI's taxonomy places the organism in Eukaryota, Metazoa, Chordata, Lepidosauria, Squamata, Viperidae. The transcript has 16 exons. The annotation marks the transcript as partial. The record is from RefSeq and is a predicted model, not a curated record.
AAGAACGAAACAACUGGGUAACCGCCAUCUUCACUGCUCUGCGCGCCCUCCCGGCCAUUUCUCGAGCGCGAACAGCCGUUCCUCCCGAGAAAAGCGGCUAUCUAGAAUUGAAAGGCUAUAAAGCCAAAAUCUUUACCCUGCUGCAAGGGAACAGCGUGUGGAUUUGCAAGAACAACCAGGAUUUUAAAUCUGGCUAUGGCAUUACCGUCAUACCUAUGAACGUGGCUAAUGUGAGGCAGAUUGAUCGGGCCGCAAAACAAUCUUUCGAAAUAAUUACACCUUACCGGAGCUUUAGCUUUACUGCCGAAUCUGAGAAAGACAAGCAGGAUUGGAUAGAAGCCCUCCAGCAGUCCAUUGCAGAAACUCUCUCUGACUAUGAAGUAGCUGAGAAGAUCUGGUUCAAUGAAUCAAACCGAAGUUGUGCUGAUUGUAAAGCUCCUGAUCCUGACUGGGCGUCCAUCAAUCUCUGCGUCAUCAUUUGCAAGAAGUGUGCAGGACAGCACAGAUCGUUAGGACCCAGAGAUUCAAAGGUGCGAAGUCUCAAAAUGGAUGCCAGCGUUUGGACCAACGAACUCAUCGAGCUUUUUAUUGUGAUAGGCAAUGAAAGAGCCAACAGCUUUUGGGAAGGAAAUCUUCAACCGGAUGAAAAGUUACAAGUAGAUGCCCCAGCUGACAGGAGGCUAACUUUUAUUACCCAAAAAUAUAAAGAAGGAAAAUUCCGAAAAAUUACGCUGCUGUCUAAAACCAAGGAGGAGUUAAAUAAGGCGCUCUGUGCUGCAGUUAUUAAGAUGGAUGUAUUAGAGACCAUGAUGUUGUUGUUUAGUGGAGCAGACGUGAUGUGCGCAACUGGAGACCCCAUGUUCAGCACCCCAUAUUUGUUAGCCAAAAAAUCUGGGCAGAGAUUGCAAAUGGAAUUCCUCCACCACAAUAAGUUUUCAGAUUUUUCCAACUGCGAUGGCCACGCCAACACCAUUUCCUCUCCCGAUUCGCCCUUACUGUCCUUCCUUUAUGAUAAUUUAUACAUGGUUUCCUUCAACCCUUCCAAGCUGUUUAUUGAGAGAAAAAUUAAAGAAGAGUGCAGCAGGAGAUGGUGCGUGUUGGAAAGCGGCUUUUUGAGUUACUACGAGAACGAGAAGAUGGCCACCCCAAGUGGGACGUUGGACAUCGGUGAAGUCAUCUGUCUUGUCAUUCAUAAGUCGGAAGACACCUUACCCACGGGAGCGAUGUUUACCUUUGAAAUCUGCUUACUGUCAGAACGUGCAUUUCUCUUUGGAGCGGAAACCGCACAUUCUCAACGAAAAUGGACGCAGGCAAUUGCUAAGCACUUUGUACCUGAAUUGGCCCAAGGUCUUCAGGAGAGAGAGACAGAUGUUAUUGGCCAGCUGUUCUACAAAGACUGCCAGGACCUUGAUAAUUGGAAAAAGGGUUGGUUUGCUCUAGAGAAGACCAGCUUGUAUUUUUACCUCGAACUGGAAAAUUCACAAGAGAAUUCAAUGCAUCUAAGGCGGCUCCAGGAAUUAACGAUCAGCAGCUGCGUCCAAAAUGGAGAAAAAACAGAUGUUCUGCUACUGGUUGAGAAAGGAAGAACAUUAUACAUCCGCGGCCAUACCAAGUUGGAUUUCACAGUCUGGCGUAGCGCAAUUGAAAAAGCAGCUGGUACAGAUGGCAACAUGUUAGAAGAUCAGCAGCUCAGCAAAAAUGACGUACCGAUUAUAGUGACCAGCUGUAUCGCAUUUAUUACACAGUAUGGUUUGGGAAGCAAACAUAUCUACCUGAAGAAUGGAGAUCCUUUAUGUGUCAGAGAGCUUUUGGAAGGUUUCAAGAAAGAUGCCAGGAGCGUUAAGCUGAGGACUGGGAAGAACCGUCUGGAAGAUGUUACUGAUACCCUAAAAUGUUUUCUUUCUGAAAUAGACGAUGCACUACUGACCAAAGAACUUUAUCCUUUUUGGAUCUCAGCAUUAGAUACUCUGGAUGACAAAGAAAGGGUACGAAAAUACAGCAGCUUUAUUCGCACGCUUCCACCCAUCAACAAAGCAACUCUGGCAGCAUUAAUGGAACACCUGUACAGGGUGCAGAAAUGUUCAGAAAUCAACCUGAUGGACCCUCACCACCUGGCGAUGGCUUUGUCCUCCUGCCUCUUUCAGACCAAAGGACAGACGAGCGAGGAAGUUGAUGUGGUGGAGGACUUAAUUAUAAAUUACGUGCAGCUUUUUGAUAUUCAGCAAGAUCAAGUGAAGCAAAUGGACAUUGAGAACAGCUUUAUCACCAAAUGGAAAGACACGCAA